Molecule: messenger RNA, 933 nt
Organism: Hepatospora eriocheir
Lineage: Eukaryota; Fungi; Microsporidia; Hepatosporidae
Source: the annotation of a GenBank genome assembly
AUGAUAGAAAAUAAAGAAGAGAAAUUAGAAAAGUUAAAUAAAGAACUAGAUAGGUUAGUUUUAAAUAAGAAAUUAGAAUUAGAAGAUGAACAAUUUAAGAGAGUUAGAAUAGAUAAAAUAUUAAGAGUUUAUAUUGAAAAUUAUAAUGAUUAUGUUGUUAUAAAAAUGAGGGUUAUUAAAGGUUCUAUUAUGAGUCCAAUUGCUGAAAUGAAAAUUGAAAGUGUUAGUCUUUGGGAUGUUCUUAAAAGAGUUAUAGUUGUUGAUAGUUCUAAUGGGGAUAAUAUAUAUGAGUUUUUUGAAGAUCAAAAGAUUCAAGCCUUUAAGGUUCCUUUUGAUUCAAAAAAGGAAAAUUCUAAAUUAUCUAUUAAAAUAAAACUUGAAAAUACUCGAAAUGAAGUAAUGUUAACUAAUGAGAUGAGUAGUUUGUUAAAUGUUAAAAUUGAUACUAAGCCAGGUAUUAUAAAAGAAUUUUAUAAGUAUUUAAUUAAUAAAGGGUUAUUAAAUCAUGACACUUUGAUUGUUACGUGUAAUGAUGAAUUAAAAAAUAUUUUUAAAAUAGAUUCAUUUCCAUUUAAGGAUAUUAACACCUUAUUAGAGGAUGUUUAUAUUCCUGUUGGUUAUUAUACUAUUCAGUAUACACCAUCUUUAGAUAUAAAAAUGUUUGAUAUUCCAUUUACAGCUGAUGAUAAAUCUCAAAUGCCUUCAUUAUUUAAUAAAAACACAACUGCUUUAGAAAAGAAAAUAGAAACAAAUAAGAUAUUAGAAAAUAAAAUUAGAAGAAAGAUAAUUGAAUUGAAGGAGUUUAUCAAUGAUCCUCUUUCGUUUAUUGAUGGUAAAAUAGUUUUUAAGAAUCAAAAUAAGGGAUUGAUUAGUAAGUUUUAUGAAGAUAUCAAUGUGGUUAAUUCUUUAUUACAGUUACUUUAUAAGAAAUAA